CACAAUACAUGUAUAGUAAUGUUAUUUCCUGCUUAGCAACAAACAACAUGGCAGACCAAGAAGAGAGACCACCAUCUGGUGAAAAACCGGGCAUGCAAAAUGUUGUAGCAGAUGCUACCGUGAAAGCUUUACAGGAGUUUGACACUGGAGACAUGGAACAGGUUGAGCCUGCUACAGACAAAGAAACAACAGAUCCAGUCCGUCCCACCUCAGCAAAGUCAGGAUCACGUCCGACCUCGGCCAGACCAGGAUCAAAGUCAGGGUCUCGUCCAACAUCAGCCAAGCCGGCCUCGCCCGCUGGCAGCGGGAGAGCUUCCGCCACAGGUGAGAGACCACCUUCAGCAGUCCGUCCUUCCUCAGGACAGAGAGCCCCAUCUCAAACUGGUAGUCGUCCGACAUCAGGACAGAGAGCCCCAUCUCAGACCGGUAGUCGUCCGACAUCAGCAGCAAAGCCAGCAUCAAAGGAGGGAUCCAGGCCAGCGAGUGCCAAAUCUAGGUCACAACCAACUAGUGCUAAACCUGUGGUAGAACCGGACCAGCCACCUGAGUCAGCCCCGGUACCUGAUGUGCCUGUUGAAGAGUUCGCUUCACCGCAGCAUGGUAUUACAGCACCCCCACAGACUGCCGAGGGUGGACAAGGGGCCCCUCCUGAACAAGACACAUACACCUAUCAACCUCCACAACAGCAGCCCCCAACCACAGACUACGGGGCACUGGUGCAUCAUUCCACAGGAGGGCACGGCGGUGACGAUGGCGGGGAUGGUGACAGUGAUGGCGAUGAGGACGACGAUGAAGAAAUGGAAGAUGUAGAAGAAGGAGGAUCUGAGGGAAGUGAUGAUGAUGGAGACAUGGUUGUCCUUGACCCCGACCAUCCAUUGAUGCAAAGAUUCCAGAAUGCUUUGAAAUCCCACCUGAACACGCAGAAUGAAAAAGUAUCUCUGGAGCUGAGAGAGUUGGAAGAAGCAUUGAGGAAUCGUAAGAAAGAGCGAGAAGAUCUUGGCGUAGAGUUGUACGGUGUUCAGCAGGAACUGGCCCGAUACCAAAUGAUGCUGGAGAAAAACCAUGACGAAUACUCCCAACUUGCUCAAGCACGACUUCAGGAAGAACAACAGCUUCAGGACGUCCGCUCCAUGUACAAGGAUUCUCAGACAACUGUUAAUAAGGAGAAAAAGAAAUAUUCUGAACUCCAGAGCGAAGUUGAGAACCUUGCACUUCGUCUGUUUUACAUGGAUAAUGCGAAGGAAGAUGUGAGAUCUGAUAUAGCCAUAAUGAGAAGGGCGGCAGAGAAGGCGGAGACUGAAGUGUCUAAGUCAGAAAUAGAAAAACAAAAACAGGAUUUAUUUGUGGAUCGUCUCGUGGAAAGAGUCGACAAGUUGAAAGAGGAGAUUGCCAUGUACGAGGCACAGAUCACGGCACAAACUGAGGAGACAUUAGCCGCCAAAGAGGCUCUCACUGAAGCUCACAUGGAGAUCGAGGCAAUUGGUCUCGAGAAGAAACAGCUGUUUCAGCAGUGGAACAGCUCGCUGAUCGGGAUGAGGAGGAGAGAUGAAGCUCAUUCUGCCAUGCAGGAAGCUUUAGAACAACAACAGCAGAAAGUUUUAUCCCUCGAAACUGAAAUUGAAGGAUAUAAAAAGUCUAUUUUCAAGGAACAGGAGCAGAAUGAGAAACUAACUCUGAUAUUAAAUAAGACUGAGCGGGACAUCGAGACCGUGAGAAAGCUGUUGAGUCAAUCCCAGGCCAAACAUGAUGCUUUAAAGGCUGAGUAUGCUACAUACACACGGAUGUUACACGAGACUGAGCAGGCACUCAACCGUGCAGUUACGGAUAAGACACUCAGGAUGAACGAGCUCAAUGCCCUGAGGAAGCAGAUUGAGCGAGAAUAUUUGGAGAAGGUGCAGCUGGAAGACGCCAUUAUGGAGAAGAUGAGAAGUCAGUUGACUAUGGACAAAGCUUCACAGUAUACUCGUAAACUCACCUCUAAAAAACGCGAACUCACCAAACAGCUUGAGACACAAAUGGCUGAGGUGGAGAAUACCAUCUCAUCAGAAACAUUAGAAAUCUCCAAUGUACAAACAAGGGUCGAAAGGCUCGACAAAAUUAUGAGAGGUUUGGACGAAGAAGUCAGUGCUAAAAAUGACAUCAUCAACCGAAGUGAGGCAGAGAUUGUCAAACGAAAUGCUAUCAUUGAAAGGAAACAGAAUAUUAUCGACCAAUACAACAAAAAGCUGGAGGUGCUCAUCACUAAUGCUGGGGGUGUCGAGCUCGGGCCACUGGAAAUCAACAUCAAUUCACUACAGAAGUCUAUUGAAGCUCGCCUCCAAGAGAUCGCAGAACUACAACAGCUUUGGCUGCGACAACAGACAGAAUUAGUUCACCUUGCCAAGGAAAAGGACAGCCAAUCAGAAUCUGUCGAGAAAUUGAAGAAACAACUGACAAUCCUGUCACAGAAAAAGAUUCGUACACAAGGAAACAUAGACGAGGAGAGACGAGAGACGUACGAUAUUGAACGUAACAUCACCAACAUGCAAAAUGACAUGAUUAAACUGAAUCAACAUCUUCACAAGGAAACCAAUAUUCAGACAAAUCUACAACAAGAUAAUAUCCUGCUGGAACAGGACUUCAUCAGAGCACUCAAGGAAGCUGAACUAGAAUCCAUUGAGAAACAAGCCAAUUUAGACUCCAUCAAGGAGGAGAAAGAGAGACUUCUCAACAGUCUUGUAGAGGCAGAACGCCAGAUAAUGCUUUGGGAGAAGAAAACCCAGCUGGCACGCGAGACGCGAGCAGCAGUGGACUCCGAGGUGGGUCAGGGUGAGAUUAAGGCCAUGAAUGCAGAGAUACAUCGUAUGACAGUACGCCACACACAACUAAUGAAACAGCAAGAGAAAAUGAUCCAGGAGAUGGAAAAGGCAGUGUCACGGAGAGACACGAUUGUCACCCGUGGAGACGCCCAACAGAAAACAAAUAAGAAUGUCCUUACAAAGGGAACAUUUGAACGACAGAUGGCUGAACUGAGAAAGAAAAUAAAACAUACGAUUCAGGAGGCUAAUUCCUGUGAUAGUGAGAUACAGGAGUUACGUGACCACCAGUUGGAGUUGAGCAGUCAGUUAGAACAGAACCAAGUCAAUGUCCAACAACUCCAGGGUAGCUCUGACACCCUGGAUGGUGAUAUUGAGGGACUCCUUGAGGUCAAGCAGAAGAACAUGACAGAAAUUCUAGAGAAACAACAGAAAACAAAAUACUUCCAACAGGCCAAGGAUGGAAAAUACACCAUGUUGUGCAAGUCAGAAUCUUCUCUGGAGAAUGAGAGUACCAAACAGGUCGAUCGUAUGCAGGCUCUAAGUGCUAUAGUGGACCGACUGAACCAGGAGUUCCCCCACGUACAGCCCGCCAUGAGGCGCGUAACGUUGGCACUCAGUGCACGCACUGAAAGUAAUGAGGACUAGAAGUGUCUUUUAGCCAAUGGACUGGUGUUAUCUCCUCAAAUUGUUUUCCUUGAGAACAUCUUCCGUCGUCUUUCUUCAUAAAUCACCCGAAAUAAAAACAUUAUGUAUUGAAUUAAAAGAAGAAUGCAUUGACACACAAAACGUGUGUAUAAUCAGGGGAGAAAGUUUUAUACUAUAAUGUCCAAAAACUAGCCGAUUGAUAGGAUUUAAUGGGAAUACUGAACUGUACCGCUAACUACUGGUACAGAUAUCUUUCUGUGAUAUAAUGUCCAUAGUUUUAAAUGAAACACAAUGUUGUAAAUGUGUACAUACACUGCUUCUUGUAAAUUGUAUGUAAUGUAUUGUAUGUAAUAUCUAACUCAUAAAAUAAACUUACUGUUCAGUGUCUGAAGA
This is a messenger RNA of Pecten maximus, 3836 nucleotides long. Its product is annotated as coiled-coil domain-containing protein 40-like. Gene Ontology annotation, biological process: axoneme assembly. NCBI's taxonomy places the organism in Eukaryota, Metazoa, Mollusca, Bivalvia, Pectinida, Pectinidae. The coding region runs from base 9 to 3443 and encodes 1144 amino acids. Gene Ontology annotation, cellular component: cytoplasm. The record is from RefSeq and is a predicted model, not a curated record. The transcript has 21 exons.